CAAGCCAUGCUGGUGGCCAGCACUCCGAGGAGAAGAACGCUUUAGGAGCAAUUAGCAGCGAGCUGAAGGCAGCGGCGGCUGCUGCUGCCGCUGCCGCCCGGAGGAAGCCAGGGCAGCUCCCGAGGCUCCCUUCGCAGCAGGCACUGCUCGCUCCAACUGCAAAAGGGUUUCAGAUGUCCCACCGCUGCUUGACCCCCUGCAAAUAAGGGUUGACCACCAGAGGCACAUCCCACCUCUGACUUACCUUUCUGCAUCUAAGAUGGUGAAGAAAGGAGUGAGGAAGAGAACAAAAUAACUACUGGGAAGUCUCAAACCAGCUCUUUUUUCUGAGGGAGGACUCGAAGGAUUAAAAGGCAGCAACUUCUGAGGCGAUUUGUCCCCUGAGUUAUGGAUGUUGGUGCACUUACUUCAGGCCAGAUCAGAGCUCAGAGGGAUCUAACCAGAAGCAGCAACCACCGGCUCUCCACUUGCCUUUUACCAGGUUUUACCCUUCCAGUAUGUUUCUUUUGAUAAGACAUUUUCCAGCGCCCAGAGUUUCAGUACAAUGUGCAAAUGGAUACUGACAAAUGGUGCCUCAGCCUUUUCCCACCUGCCUUGUUGCUGCUUGCUGCUGCUCUUCUUGGUGUCUUCUGUGCCUGUCACCUGCCAUGACCUCAGCCAGGACAUGCUGUCCCCGGAGGCCACCAACUCUUCUUCUUCAUCAUCCUCCUCCUUCCCCUCGUCCUUCUCCUCUCCUUCCAGUGCGGGGAGACACGUGCGGAGCUACAAUCACCUCCAAGGCGACGUGCGCAAGAGGAAGCUCUACUCUUACAACAAGUACUUUCUCAAGAUCGAGAAGAACGGCAAGGUCAGCGGCACCAAGAAGGAGAACUGCCCCUUCAGCAUAUUGGAGAUAACAUCCGUUGAAAUUGGAGUCGUGGCAGUUAAGUCCAUUAAAAGCAACUAUUAUUUAGCCAUGAACAAGAAAGGAAAAGUCUAUGGCUCUGCCAAGCCCCUCUUCAAAACAGCAAGUAAACAGGCUUCACAUCUAUUCUAUCAACAGCAUGACAGUGAUUUGCACCCACCCAAAAAAGCACUUUUUCAUGGCCAGUGUGGUGUAAAGGAUCUUACUUUCAAUACAAAAAGGAGUUUAACAGUGAUUGCAAAUUGAAGGAAAGAAUAGAAGAAAAUGGAUAUAACACAUAUGCAUCCUUAAAUUGGAAGCACAAUGGAAGGCAAAUGUUUGUGGCUCUGAAUGGAAGGGGAGCCACAAAGAGAGGACAGAAAACAAGAAGGAAAAACACUUCAGCUCACUUUCUUCCAAUGGUAGUAAUGUCAUAGAUGAAGGAACUAUAUUAUCAAUUCAGUUGAAACAAAGGCUCUUAUGUCAAGCAUAAUUUGUAGUCCUCUUGAAGAGUAAAUGCAAAGAAAUAGCGCAGAUAUCUGCUUGUUUGAAAAGAGCAGGGGAAGCCUCUGAAGGUUUUGAACUCAUUGCUGGCAGAUCAAUAUUUACUUAUAUUUAGUUCAGUGUCAUAUCUUAAAAUCAAGAUACAAGCUGGAUGAAAUGGGAUGGAAGUUAUUGCCAGUGUGAACAAUUUUAUUAUUUUUUUUUAAUUUCUGCGACGGAUUUUAAGGGAUGAGAGACAAUCUAUUGAAUGAUCUUCAUGGGGAAAGUUAUUUAUGGAAUACUAACUUGUAUCAAAGACUUUAAUUGCUCUUUCAAGCCUAAUGAUCCAAUGAACAGUUAGACACGCAAGCAUUUACUGGAAGCACUUGGGUCAUAUGUACAAGCAAAGAUGUUUCUAGAGAAGCCCUGUGGAAGAACGGAUAGGAUUAAGGAAUAUAAGCAAAGUAGUGUAAAACUAUUCUAACAAAACAGAUAGUAUGGUUUGCUUGUAUGUUCUAACUUCAUUUCUUUUUAUUUCUCUCUAAGUUAUUUAUUUAAUAGGAUGUUAAAUAUCUUUUUGGUUUGAAAUGUUUUCCUCAUUUGCUUGUUGUUUUCCCUUUUUCUCAGUACUUUACACAGAGGUUGAUAAGUUCAAGUGUCAAAACCUCGUAAGUACACUGAGAAUAGGUAAUGGACAUGGCUUUAAAGGCAGAAUUUAAUGUGUAUAAUCCAUUUUUUUUUCUUAAACUGUCUUGCACUUAAGCAAAAAGACCAAACAAGCAGUGCUUGAAUUUAUGGUAUUGGGUGUUUAUGUUGGAGAGGUUUUUUUACUUCUCAACACUCAAGAACAAACUUCAAGAAAUACUUUGUUCAAAGGGUCUUUCUGCUGUUUUUAAAUUGAGAGGAGGGGCCACCUCUGUACUUGGGUGUCAAUGCAUCUCUGUGUAUAUAUGUCUGACUUGGAUUUCAAUGGGGAUCAAAGAUGCAUUGCAAUCAGUGAGAAACUUUGCGGCAAGCAUUGGGCUGGAACCUAGAUGUGGACAGCCCAGUUAAAAUCACUGAGACUGCACAUAUUAAAAGUAAAGAGUAUGUAAUUCCCAAGUGUAAAAUUUGGUCUCUGAAAGGUAAGUAAGAAGGCAACACAGUCCUGCACUCCUUAUUCAUUUAAUAUGCCCAUUCAGCACAUUUGUCCUUGUUACCAGCUUGUAGAAUCACAGGCAUAUACUGGGAGCAAUACCUAAAUAAGGACUGAGGGAUAGGGGAUUCAAAAUCAUGCUCAUGCAUUUAUCAGAGACUAUUACUCACAUGUAUAUUAUAUAUGAGAGCCAACCAAAAAGCUGUGCUGGUAUCCAGCUUUAGCAUGCCUUUCAUAUCCAUCAUAGUAACUGAAGGCUCAAAAUGCAUAAUAUCCAGCACAUUUUUAUAAAGUGUUACUAGUCCCAUGGCUUAACUUGAGCAACUGCAGUAUAACAAAGUUAAGCGUGAUAUGAAAUCUGUUCAAUUAAAGGUACAUAAGGUUUGUUUUAUGUUUUGCUUUACUCUGUAAUUUUAGAGAGCUCUGGAUAGCUCACCAAUAUAACCAUAUUGAGAUUCAUUUUGUUAGAGCAGAUAAAUAGAAAACAGUACAUCAAACAAUUUGUACCACUGUCUUCACAUUGUAUUCCACUAAAUAAAUAAAUAAGCCUUUGCAGUGUCUGUAGUAAGAAACAAAAGUAGUAUAAUAUUAUUUUGUUCUAAAUACUUUAAGUGAUAACUAUGAGAUUAUAUUGAUGCUGCAGUUUUAUCUUCAAUAUUUCUUGUUGUGAAAAAGUUGGUUUUAUUUUUAUUGUUUGGAAACUGUAUUUUGGUACAAAGGAGAGCCUUGCUUAAUGUGUCUUUUUGAGAAUGUUUAACCUCUAAAAAGUCUGGUGUUGGAGUCUUCUAUAACUUAUUUAAGUCAAUGUUUAACCAGCACUUCAAUCUUAACCUGUUAUUUAAAUAUUAGCUGUUUUUUUUUUUAAAAAAAAAGCAAAAAAUAAUAGCCUUCCCACAAAAAAACAAAAUGGUCAGAUUGUAUUUCCUGUCCUUAAAUAAAGUCAAUUGUU
Messenger RNA from Cygnus olor (mute swan), 3450 nucleotides. RefSeq names its product fibroblast growth factor 10 (gene FGF10). Gene Ontology annotation, biological process: limb development; positive regulation of epithelial cell proliferation; animal organ morphogenesis. The transcript has 6 exons. Gene Ontology annotation, cellular component: cytoplasm. Gene Ontology annotation, molecular function: growth factor activity; chemoattractant activity; type 2 fibroblast growth factor receptor binding. NCBI's taxonomy places the organism in Eukaryota, Metazoa, Chordata, Aves, Anseriformes, Anatidae. The record is from RefSeq and is a predicted model, not a curated record. The coding region runs from base 545 to 1150 and encodes 201 amino acids.